AUGAAGCUAAAUAGAUCCAAGAGUCCAGCAGAAAUAAUGACUGGUGAGGUAUCUGGUCCUUCCAGUCAAUGGGUGCAGCAAGAUUUAACCUCUGGCCUUUUGAUUAAUGAGGUGCCAGUUUGGAAAAAUGUAAAUAACAAUGUAUCUGUACAGACAGGCGAGGAGUUUUCGAUGCAAUUUCUUCAGGAUCGUACUACUUCAAAAGUUGUUCCUACCUUGCAUGGUGUUGCUCUGAACUAUGAGAAGAAGGUUGGUGUUCCUGAAAUUCAGAAUAACCAACUAUGUUACGAGGACCUUGCAAGAGUUCUUGGAUUGAGGAGAGUGGAUUCGGAGUGUGGUUCUGAUGUCACUGAAUUUACCUCUGCAAAGGGUUCUACUACACAGAUUGAGAAUGGGGUUUAUGUUAAUAAUGAAGCUGUAUAUUGUAAAGAUGGUGGCGCUAAUGGACACGUGCCAAGAAAGUUUACUAGUGUAGUAUAUAAUGAUCAGACCAAUUCAAUGCAAUGUGCUCCAGUGUUAACUGAAUCCGAAUCCUCUAGAUCCUUGGAUUCUUCAGGACUAAGAGUUUCAGAUGGUUCUCAAUCUGGAAAAAUAAAGUUGUUAUGCAGUUUCGGUGGUACAAUAUUGCCUCGUCCUGGUGAUGGGAAACUCAGAUAUGUAGGGGGACAGACACGUAUUAUAUCAAUACGGAAGAAUCUUUCAUGGGAAGAACUAGUGAAGAAAACAUGGGGCAUAUGUGCCCAGCCUCACUCAAUUAAAUAUCAGCUCCCAGGAGAGGAUCUUGAUGCACUUAUAUCUGUGUCUUCCGAUGAGGAUCUGCAGAACAUGAUCGAGGAAUAUUAUGGGGUUGAAAAACUUGAGGGUUCUCAACGACUCCGUAUUUUUUUGAUUCCUUUGAGUGAAUCUGAAAGCUCCUGUACACUUGAUGCCAGAUCUGUUCAACAGAAAGACCCUGAUUAUCAGUAUGUUGUUGCUGUAAAUGGUAUUGUGGGGAUUGAUCCUUUCCCCUCGAUGGACUUUAAUGGGCAGCCUUCUGCUGUGGAAGUGAGCCAUUCAUUGCCUAAUGCAGAAAGCAACCCAAUCUUCAAGAAAAGCCCUCCCUUCCUUCCACAUCCUUUGGAAAUGAAGGACAACCCUGGUGUCCCAAAUCUUACUCAGUUUUUGAAUGGAUCUCAGAAUUUGAUCAACUUCCCAUAUCAAUCCCCUUCCAUUACUCCCGUUCCUGUUCAACCAGGAGAUCUAAGGAAUGACAACACAGCAUUGUAUGAAAAUAUUGCAUCAGAUGGCAGUACUGAAGGUCCCAUUUUAUUCGGCACUGCUCAAUUAUCACCUCCACCCGAGAAUUCCAUUUGCUAUACUGCUGCAUACUAUCAUAACUCUCAGUUGCCCAUAAAUGUGACGAGUUUAUUCGAUCCUAUUAGAAACGAUGACAUCGUACAGCCAAGUGUUUCGAGUGAAUCUAUUUUCCAGGGAGAGCUUGUGGCUCCAUCAGGACUUGAGCAAAAUAGCAGCAACUUUGAACAAAGCUGUCAUGACAUGGCAGCAAUGACGGGAAGGAUAUUUCAUUCGGAGAAGCAUCACUCUCACCCAGAUAAUCUGAUGGGCAUUUUGCCAGGAUGUAAUGAUUCAAUUGGUUCUCAUCAUGGAAUGCCUCAUGCCGUUUCUGACUCCAAGCUUCAGGAACAGGGUGAGAGGUCUAUUUACGGCUCACAAGAAGGUAUGAGUCUGUUGUCCACCUCGAACUUUGCAAGACCUCAAUUAUCUACACAGAAAGAUCCGGUUUCUUUUCAAGAAAAUCCAUUUCAAUUUCACAAGAAUAUUGGCCUUGUCGAGCCACAAGUUCAUAUUAAGCUACCGAAUGUGGAGUCAACUCUAUCUAACAGGGGGGUGGAACUGAUGUUUCCCCUAGGCUCGGAGUCAUCAAGCAAAACCGGAUCUAAUGAUCACGUUGAAAAUUGUUGGAGUUCUGAAACAGUGAUCAGGCAUGACACAAGUGGCCAACUGUUGCACAAUGUAGAGAACUCUUGUGGUAUCAAGUCACCUAUGGUUGCUAUGGAAUCAAUUAAAAAUUUGCACAAUGUCAAUUGCCCAGCAUCUCUUAUGGACUUCAACACUCCAAGACAAGAUGCACAGCUUGCUAGCUGUGUUAUCCAUGCAUCAUCUGCAUUGGACUUGAAACCAUGUAUUGAUUCAACGAUGGACAAAUCUCAAAACAAUCAUAUGGGGAAAACCUCAUCUGGAGUCAUGAGGUUCAAACCAGAAAGCAACACUUCAUGGGACAAGAACUCAGAAGUUGCCGGGCUUAUACACAAUUCUAGGGAACAGUCUCAUGCUGCAAGCUCUUUAAGUCAUAUACUUGGGGGAUUAUCUAACGGUUUAGUUUCACAUGAGGUCCCUGAGCAUCAACCUGCUGCAUGUCCAAAGGAUGUGGGUCUUGAGAAACCCAAGGUAACAGAAUCUGAAGACCUGCAUAACCCUACAGUUGCUGAUAAUGCAGGUGGAAAUAAGGUUCUGCACAACUCUGCUUUGAUGCAGAAUCCAUCUAAGGAUGCUAUUUAUGGGAGAGAAGUCCAUCUCCUUGAUGAGGACUUGGCCAAUUAUGCUGAUCACCAGAUCGAAAAGUUGAACCAUGUCAAAUUUUUUAAUGAGCAGCAUAAGGUACAGGACACUCCACUAUGUAAGAACAAGGAACAACAUCAGCAGAAGCCUGUCCCAAUUAUUCAAUACACGAGUUUACAUUUAUCUCCUAUUGCUGAAUCUCGCUCCAAGAUUGUCCAAGAAGUAGCAGAUACAGUUAAUGCGGAAAUCCUAUCUCCUAGUGCUACUGAAGCUGAGAACACUUUAAAGAAUUCGAGUUCUGAGGAAGCUCAUUCCGAUGGACAUGAAGAAUUGAUUAGUGAUGCAAUGAUAGCUGAAAUGGAAGCAGAUAUAUAUGGUUUGCAGAUUAUAAAGAAUGCUGAUCUUGAAGAAUUGCGCGAGUUAGGAUCUGGUACAUAUGGAACUGUUUAUCAUGGGAAAUGGAGAGGAUCAGAUGUCGCCAUCAAAAAAAUAAAAAAAGCAUGCUUCUCUGGGAGAUCAUCAGAACAAGAACGAUUGGCACAAGACUUCUGGAGAGAAGCUCAGAUCCUGUCCAAUCUCCAUCACCCAAAUGUUGUUGCAUUUUAUGGAGUGGUACCAGAUGGUGCUGGGGGAACCUUGGCAACCGUAACUGAAUUUAUGGCAAAUGGAUCACUCAGAAAUGUCCUAAUUAAGAAGGAUAAAUCACUUGAUCGCCGUAAGAAGCUCAUGAUUGCCAUGGAUGCAGCUUUUGGCAUGGAGUACUUGCAUUCAAAAAAUAUUGUCCAUUUUGAUUUGAAAUGUGACAAUUUGUUAGUUAAUCUGAGAGAUCCACAACGACCCAUAUGCAAGGUUGGAGAUUUUGGACUAUCAAGAAUCAAACGCAAUACACUAGUAUCUGGUGGUGUGCGAGGAACCCUUCCAUGGAUGGCGCCAGAACUAUUGAAUGGGAGCACUAGCCGGGUAUCAGAAAAGGUUGAUGUGUUUUCAUUUGGCAUAGCACUAUGGGAGAUCCUAACUGGUGAAGAACCUUAUGCAAAUAUGCAUUGUGGGGCAAUCAUUGGAGGAAUCGUCAAAAACACUCUUCGGCCUCCCAUCCCUGAAAAGUGUGAUGCCGGGUGGAGGAUGUUGAUGGAACAAUGUUGGUCAGCUAAACCAGAAGCACGGCCAUCAUUCACUGAGAUCACUAAUAGGUUAAGAUCUAUGUCUGCUGUCCUUCAGUCAAGGGGGAAUAUCAACCCUGUGAGUCAAAUGAAACCCAAUAUUACCAUGUAA
Messenger RNA from Fraxinus pennsylvanica, 3831 nucleotides. The record is from the annotation of a GenBank genome assembly. NCBI's taxonomy places the organism in Eukaryota, Viridiplantae, Streptophyta, Magnoliopsida, Lamiales, Oleaceae.